GCACACAGAAAACGGGCGAGAGAGAGAGAGAGAGAGAGAUGGUGAAUUUUGUUUUAGUACAUGGUUCAUGCCAUGGAGCAUGGUGUUGGUACAAGGUUAAGCCGGUGCUGGAGAGUGCAGGACAUCGAGUGACGGCAAUCGACCUUGCGGCUUCCGGGAUGAACAUGGCUAAAAUAGAAGAAGUCCAUACCUUCUCCGACUACACAAAGCCAUUGAUAGAGUUGAUGGAGUCACUUCCUCCAGGAGAGAAGGUAACCCUAGUAGGACACAGCUUUGGUGGCUACAAUUUGGCUCUUGCCAUGGACAAGUUUCCUCAUAAGAUAUCUGUAGCCGUCUUUCUCACAGCUCACAUGCCUGAUUGGACACAUUCUCCUUCCUAUGUCUUGGAUGAGUUUAUAGAGAGGACCCCACCAGAAGGUUGGUUAGAUACUCACUUUUCAUCCGAUCUGGACCCUGUGAUGCCACAAACUACAAUGCUUUUUGGCCCCAAGUUCUUGGCCUUCAAGCUCUAUCAACUCUCCUCUUCAAAGGAUUUGGCACUAGCAGAGAUGCUGAUAAGGCCUGGUUCAUUGUUCAAAGAAGAUCUAUCAAAGUGUAUGUCAUUCUCUGAAGAAGGAUAUGGCUCCAUUAAUCAAGUUUACAUUGUGUGCAAAAAGGAUUUAACUAUCACAGAGGAUUUCCAGCAUCGGAUGAUUGAGAAUAAUUCAGUUAAAGAAGUGAUGGAGAUAGAAGAUGCUGAUCAUAUGGCUAUGCUGUCAAAGCCCAAUGAAGUGUGUUGCUGCCUCUUGGACAUUGCCAACAAAUAUAAUUGAUUUGGUCUCUCAAAUUCUUGCUACCACUCUGGAGCACCUUCCUCAUUGUGAACAUUGAUGUUUUACCCUUCUUUUCCUUUCAUGAAUAAGGUUCAAAGUUGUUA
Messenger RNA from Telopea speciosissima, 916 nucleotides. RefSeq names its product salicylic acid-binding protein 2-like. Gene Ontology annotation, molecular function: methyl indole-3-acetate esterase activity; methyl jasmonate esterase activity; methyl salicylate esterase activity. NCBI's taxonomy places the organism in Eukaryota, Viridiplantae, Streptophyta, Magnoliopsida, Proteales, Proteaceae. The record is from RefSeq and is a predicted model, not a curated record. Gene Ontology annotation, biological process: salicylic acid metabolic process; jasmonic acid metabolic process. The transcript is spliced from 3 exons. Bases 39 to 812 code for a protein of 257 amino acids.